AUGAAUUCUAAUCGAGAGGAGCGGCUGCAAAUGCGGCAGCGCGGAGCAGCGACGCGCAAAACGAAAGCGAUUGAUUUUGAAUUCUCAUUUGGACUUGCUUCGGCACCCGCAGAGUCCACGUCGGAACCCGCGUCGCAACCCGCCGCGACUGUCACUGCCACCGAACCAGCUGGUUCUCCACAAACAACGUCAGCUCUAGGAGAAACAACAUCGUCGCGGCUAUCGCCAGCACGGACACCUUCCUCUCGAAAUCUAGGUUCUAGCCAGCGGACACCAGGAAGUGCGCGCAAUGGCCUCCCCGAACGACCGUCGACGUUCGAUAUACCCUCAGAUGGGGAGUUAGAACUUGGGCGCAGCAGCAAACGGAGAAAAAUUGAAUCUCCCAGCAAGGUUGCCCAGACAUCGGUGAAUUUAGACGUUACAGCCCAGCAAACGAGUUUAGCACAGCCCCAGCCGGACAUCACGACGAGGAGCGCACAAGAAGGUAUUCGUGAUGGACCACAGGCUGCGGCACCUACCACAAGCGCCGAACAAGUAUCCGAAGACGCGCCUGAACCGGCCGUUCCGUCAACAUCAAACAGCCUGGUCGAUGACCUGACAAAGGCGGGUGAGAACCCGGAGGGUCAUGGGGCAGCGGAAGAGGCUACGGUGAUGCGAAGUCGCCUACAACUACAGAACGGCUCGAAUUCACCUCUCCUGGAUACCAUGAACUCCGAGCGCAGCAGACAAGAGUCAGAAACCCACGAUCGCCCUCCACCAGAAGCUUCGGUGAUGCCGCAAGAAGUCGUCGCAGAGCAGGCGAUGGAAGAGCAGGCGAUACCAGAACAAGCCAAAGCCGAUGGAGACACGCAGCAGCCUACGCGAGCCCCCGAAGUACCUAAUGAGCAGCACAUCGCUACUGAAAUGAAGGAGUUACAGCCUCAGCGCCAGAAGCGCGCAAGGGGCAGGCCGCCGGCAUCUAGCCAAACGCGUUCUGCUAUUGGUGAAGGCUCAGAGCGGAGUGGAGGUGACGCGCUGGAGAAAACGGCGGGUCCAGAUGAUCCGAGCAAGAGACUUCGAGACAGAAGCACAAGGAGUACCCGAAGCAAAUCGAAUGCUCCUACCGAGACCGUUGUCACCAAUAGCAACUUAGCCCGCGGACAGAGCGCGGCACAACCUGAGACGGACGGCGACGACACUGCAGCAAGGGACCAGGAUGUUGAGCAAUCGGCUUCGCCGAAACAAACCCAGAAGAAGAAGGGCAAGCGUGCUGGACGCGCUCGCAAGACCCGCCAUGUAGAGACUGAGCAAGACAAAUCUGAUGAGCCGGGUGAGGGAAUUCGGCAAGAGGAGCAACCAGAGCCAGGCAGGGCGGAAGAGCCGGAGUCUGAGCAUCAGCCUCAGCCUGAGCUGCAACUUGAGGCCGAGCCGCGACGCGAGACUGCAAACGGAGCAGAAUCGCCAACAGCCCAGGAAACUUCUUCACGGCCUAAGAAACGCCGUGGGAGACCGUCGUUAGUAUCGAGAAGGGAUGACAACACAGCAACGCAGCCUGAAGAAGAGCAAGAGACACAGCAAGAGGUUGAAGAGGAGAAUCCUAAACCUACAAGGAAACGGACUAGACAGCCUCGCGGUGAAACUGUACCUGUGACUGUCCACCGCCUGGUGAAUGUCGCUUCGCUGGCACCAGGACCUUCUGGUCCUGGUUCACCAGUCGAGGUUGGAGAAUCGGCUGAUGAACUGGCCACCAGGGGGAAGACUAAGCUCCCCAACAGAGGGGGCGUCAACCCAGCCGAUGUAUUGAGCCAGAUUUGCCGAGAGACACUGGAAAAGACCCUCGCUACUUUGACGAACGGAAUAGCCAAUGAGACCAAUCCCGCACGACGUGCGGAAUGGACCCGCAAGAAGAAGGCAGUCGAAGCUUACGAAACAGAACUCGAGGGUCGACUGUUUGAGUUGAGCGAGAUGCUGGAUAGCAACUUUGUUCUCGGCCUCCAGCUGAAGAAAGCAAAGCGGGAAAUGAUGGACAUGCGGGGCCGGCUGUACCAAGCCCGCAAAGAGAGAGAGGCGGUUGCUUUACGGAUGGAUGCAGUGCGCAGAAAGCAUGCGGAGGAGGAAAGUACGAGAAUGGCCCGCAUCUCUAUCAACAAUUCCUUGCAUAGUCUGGAGCUUGCGGUCGAACGAAGUCAGAAUCGCGCUUCCGCCGAUGCUGACGAUGCAGAAUCGGCUGAUGCUUCCCCCACAGUUGGCCUGGAGUUUAUGCUCCGUAGCGUUGCAGAAGCCGUGAGCUCAACAGCUCCCGGAGCUCAAGGUGGUCUCUUGGACCAGAUCAAAAGCUUCAAUGCACAGUUGGAAGCUACAGCUCGCAAAAUGGAGAGCUGA
Molecule: messenger RNA, 2361 nt
Organism: Aspergillus viridinutans
Lineage: Eukaryota; Fungi; Ascomycota; Eurotiomycetes; Eurotiales; Aspergillaceae
Exons: 5
Coding region: 1-2361 (786 amino acids)
Source: RefSeq, a predicted model, not a curated record